Messenger RNA from Chaetomium globosum CBS 148.51, 1452 nucleotides. RefSeq lists its product as uncharacterized. The record is from RefSeq and is a predicted model, not a curated record. Gene Ontology annotation, cellular component: mitochondrion. The transcript has a single exon. NCBI's taxonomy places the organism in Eukaryota, Fungi, Ascomycota, Sordariomycetes, Sordariales, Chaetomiaceae. The coding region runs from base 1 to 1452 and encodes 483 amino acids.
AUGUCGACUACCCUUUUACCCUUCCUUUACCAAACACGGACGCUCCAACGAAUGUCAAGAGGUGGUCUUUCAACUCCUGGAUUCCGAGCUCUUCUGCAUUCGACAACCCGAGCCAACAGCCCCAGGGAACGGCCUCGGCCGAUCAAGCCUACGAACGCAGGACCAGAUGAUAUUCCAUUUCAAUUGCCGGAGGGCUAUGAGCGCCCCGAUAAGAGGACAGACGCCGAACGCGACGCCGAGUCUGGCGUAAAGUCCACCAUCACGCCGUCAGAGCGAGAAGCCUUCACCCGCAUUUUCGAAGAGAUCGCGGCGCGCCCAAAGGCCGGGGCUCCUGCGGAAUCGGCCGCUACCUCACCCGAGGAUGGCGGUGGCGAUAUACCCUCGAAAACAAAAGAGCCGGAAGAUGCGUCUUUUUUGCCCGGCCUCCGCGGCUUCAAAAUGCCAGUGGAAAACUUCCCAGUCAGGACCGAAGAGCCUAACCCCGAGUUGAUUCGCAACACCAUCAACAUUAUCGUGCAGGAUGCGGCCGAGAUACAAACCAGUUCGAGGCGGCAGACAAAAAAGCCCUUUGACCCGCUCCACCCGCUCGAGCAAAUAUCAUCAGCGACAGAGUGGGAAAAGGCGUUCCUCCGCUUCCCUCCGAGCCUGCGCCAGGCGGCUCGCAUGGCACUAGGCACCGUCGAGGAAGGGAAGGCCGCUGAGAGGCUCGGCAACGCUAAUGCCGCCCCGGAAGACGGAACAAGCGAAGAGAAGCGUACAGAUGCGCAGAUGGACCUGGCACUCGACCCGCUCUCGAAAGACGUCCAAAACGAAGCCCUGCGCCGCGAGGAGCGCACCCGCGUCGACGCCAAGAUGCGCGCCGCCAAGAACGACUUUGAACUCUGGGACGUGCUCGAGGACGAGGUGUUCCCGCUCGUGCGCAAGUUCGGCCUCGACGAAGUCGCAUCCAAAACGGAGUCGUCCUCAAAACGCGGCGGCAAGCGCAAGAAGAGCGAGUUACCCCUUCACAUCUACGGCCCGCUGUACCCCGCCUACCUGCUCAACGCGCUCGGCCUCUUCGACACGCACUUUGCCCGCUCCUCGCCGCUGGCGCUGCACAUCCUGCCGCGGGUCAAGGAGCUCGGCCCGGCCAGCUACGUGCUCGGGGUGAGCACGCCCUUCUACAACGAGCUGGCGCGCGUGCUGUGGAACCGGUACGGCGACCCCACCGCCGUGUUCAACCUGCUCGAGGAGAUGCGCGUGGUGGGGCUGUACUGCGACGAGGGCACGCGCCAGGUCGUGCUGCAGAUCGAACAGUUCCUCGCCUCGGUCGGCCAGGGCCACUGGGGCCCCUUCCUCCGCGAGCUCGUCAGCCUGCCCGAGUACGAGUUCGCCGUGCUGCCGCGCAUUCGACACUGGAUGACGACGAUCAAUCAUCAUAUUGUGGAGAGGAGAAAUUCACUGCAGGAGUAG